UUCCUUCCUUCUUUUUGCUCUGGGGAAGUAGCUCACUCAAGAACCGAAGAAGCCAGAAUCCCGGCAAUUUGCAGGAAAUAUUCACCACUAUGAACGGAGGUCUUGAGACUAUAUGGAAAUACAAAUCUUCUACUCAGAUUGCUCAGGAUGAGGAAAAAUUCCACACUAUGAAUGAAGGCCUUGAGUGUAUAGUCAAUCCCAGACAAUCUACUGUUAAGAAAGAAUUUGAUCUCCCAUGGUCAACUUCACAGAACGCACAUGAAGAUUUUUCACACAUUCCAAUGGCCAAUUAUGCGAAUCCACUCUCUCAUCAAGUUCUUCAGUUUCAGUCUCAUUUAUCAGUAAACACACAUUUUCCAUUGUUACCAAAACUAGAACCUGCUAUUGUUGAGCCACAUUUUCAGAACCCUGCGUCACUUCCCAUUUCCACAAAUUUUUCUGGCAAUUUCAGUUACCAAACUCCUCAAAUACAGUCUCCUUUCCCAGCAACCACAAAUAUACCAUUGUUACCACAGACAUCACUUCCCAUUUCAAAAAAUUUAUCUGGCAAUUCCACAUACCAAAUUCCUCUAACUCAGUCUCCUAGACCAACAGCCACAGAUUUGCAUUUGUUACCACUGACAGAAUCUAUUAGUGUUAAACCAAAUUUCCAAAACCCUACUUCACUUCCCAUUACAAUAAAUAUGCAUGCCAGUUCAAAUUGGUUUCAUAAUGAGAACACGGCCUUUCAAGGAAAUUUUGAUAGAGCACAACUUGCUUACCAGGCUUCAGAUGGAAAGUACACACAACAAAUUGCAUAUAAGGAAAUGCAACCAUAUACCAUUGACAUGAAGGCAUCUAGUUUUGCAAGAAGAUAUCACAGAUCCAAGAUAAGAAGGGAUUGCAGGUCUAAAGAACAUCAUUCGUAUCAGGUCUCUGAGAAGAAGGGCUCUAAAUAUGAGAGUGAAAAAAUCUAUAGCUCUAUACAGGCUUCUCUGCAACCAGCAAACACUGAAGUAGAAACCAAGACACAGAUCUCACAUGGAGGAAAGAGACUGUUGUUGCAGAAGCAGUUGCAAACUAGUGAUGUUAGUAAUCUUGGACGAGUAGUUCUUCCUAAGAAAGCUGCAGAGGCAAACCUUCCACGCCUAGAGAUGAAGGAAGGCAUUGUCAUAUCAGCAAAGGACCAUGACAAUGAUCGCAGCUGGAUUCUCAAAUACAAGUAA
Molecule: messenger RNA, 1205 nt
Organism: Cryptomeria japonica (Japanese cedar)
Lineage: Eukaryota; Viridiplantae; Streptophyta; Pinopsida; Cupressales; Cupressaceae
Exons: 5
Coding region: 90-1205 (371 amino acids)
Molecular function (GO): DNA-binding transcription factor activity; DNA binding
Source: RefSeq, a predicted model, not a curated record